This is a messenger RNA of Pezoporus flaviventris, 2667 nucleotides long. It is a transcript of the gene EXO1, whose product is annotated as exonuclease 1. Gene Ontology annotation, biological process: mismatch repair; DNA recombination. The record is from RefSeq and is a predicted model, not a curated record. Lineage: Eukaryota; Metazoa; Chordata; Aves; Psittaciformes; Psittacidae. The transcript has 14 exons. Bases 39 to 2459 code for a protein of 806 amino acids. Gene Ontology annotation, molecular function: 5'-3' DNA exonuclease activity; 5'-flap endonuclease activity; DNA binding. Gene Ontology annotation, cellular component: nucleus.
GGGCCCUCGGUUCUCCCGCAGCGAGCUCAGCCAGCAUCAUGGGGAUUCAGGGCCUGCUCCAAUUUAUCAAGGAGGCCGCGGAACCUACCCAUGUGAAGAAAUACAAAGGGCAGACGGUAGCUGUAGACACGUACUGCUGGCUGCACAAAGGCGCUUAUGCUUGUGCUGAGAAGCUGGUCCGAGGAGAGCCAACAGAUGUUUAUGUAGCUUUUUGUAUGAAACUUGUUGAUAUGCUCCUCUCAUUUGGAAUUAUACCAAUUUUGGUAUUUGAUGGAUGCACCCUGCCUUCUAAGAAGGAAGUGGAAAAGGCCCGACGAGAGAAGCGUCAAGCCAGUCUUCUGAAGGGGAAAAAAUUGUUGCAGGAAGGGAGACUGUCAGAAGCUAGAGAGUGUUUUGGGCGCAGUGUAAAUGUUACCCAUGCUAUGGCUCAUGAAGUUAUUAAAGCUGCACGAGCCCGGGGAGUUGACUGCAUUGUUGCUCCUUACGAAGCUGAUGCUCAGUUGGCUUAUCUUAAUAAGACUGGCAUUGUUCAAGCUAUAAUUACUGAAGACUCUGAUCUUUUAGCUUUUGGAUGUAAAAAGGUGUUUCUGAAAAUUGACAAGUUUGGAAACGGGCUAGAGAUAGAUCAAGCUCGACUAGGGAACUGCAAGCAGCUUGGAAAUGUGUUUACAGAAGAGAAAUUCCGCUACAUGUGUAUUCUUUCUGGUUGUGACUACCUCUCAUCGAUUCAUGGAAUUGGGUUAGCUAAAGCAUGCAAGUUACUAAAAUUAGCCAACAAUCCAGAUAUUAUAAAGGUUAUUAAGAAAAUGGGACAGUACUUGAAGAUGAAUAUAACAGUACCAGAAGAAUACAUACAGGGUUUUACACGAGCCAAUAAUACAUUCCUUUAUCAGUUAGUUUUUGAUCCUGUCAACAGAAAAUUAGUUCCUCUGAAUCCAUAUGAAGAUGAUAUUGAUCCAGAAACACUAAUUUAUGCAGGACGGCAUUUUGGUGAUGGUACUGCUUUUCAAAUUGCCAUUGGCAACGUUGAUAUCAACACAAUGGAACAAACUGAUAAUUAUAACCCUGACACUGCACAGCCUGUGCGGCAGAAAAGUUGUGACUGGAAUGAGAGGCCUGCUAAUCAUGUAAAUAGCAUUUGGAGCAGAGACUAUAAGCUUGGCCCUAAUGCAGAUACUGUUCCUCAUGAAACGCAUUUACUAGAGAAACCAACAACCAAAGGCAUGGAGAAGAUAAUUAGUGUUAAAGGGCUAAAACUUCCAGGCAAAGAGCUCUUGGCAAAAAGGCAAAGGAGUGAAGAAAUCUCUGAUGGAGAUCUGUUGAGCCAAUAUUCAUUUUCAAAAGCAAAAAAAAUCAAGGAGAGUGAUUGUGAUGGCCAGACACAAAAGAAUGUCUCAGCAAUACAAAGCCUCGAUUCCUCAGGGAAUUCUGUCACUCAGGAAAGCUCUAACUCUCUGCCCCGAGUUAGAAAUAAAUUUGCUUCCUUUCUACAAAGGAAAAACAAAGAGAAGGAUGCCGUAAUUGUUCCAGGAACGAGAAGCAGGUUUUUCUGCAAUGAUGCAAUUAUGUUUGACAGUAAAGCAAAGGAGGAUGACCAUGAUCUAACUCAAGAUACUGAUAAGGAUUGCCAGAAACAGGAAGUAGAACAUGUAGAAGAUGUUUCCCAGAUUUCAGAAACUGAAAAAUCAACAAGGACUAUCUUUACAUCUCCUGGAGAAACGCAACAAAACUGCUUCCGGUGGUUUAGCAGCCUUAUAAAUUCAGGAAAUCAUGGUCCAUCUCGUACUGUAUUUUCACAGCAGUUUCACCAACAGAGAAGCAGCUGCAAGAUAUCGCAGGAAGAUCAGAUUGAUGAUGUACAAAAAGAGACUGGGGCAGUGUGUGGCGAAUCUGAGGAAGGAUCUUUCCCCUUAACAGAACUGGAACAGUCAUCACAGUCUCAAAGGUCUUGUAAGCAAUCAGAAUGCAGUUUGAAGUCUUCAGAAAUACCACAUGUCUCUAACAACAGUUCAGAUGUGGAAGAAUCUGACUCCAAUUCAAAACUGGCUAAAUACCAAUGUACUCGGUCUCCAGUAUUUUCUGCUCUUCAAGCUGACAGAAAAAAUACUAUCAUAAAGAGCAAGGUUCCUGGUUUACGUAAAUCCAGUUGUAUAGGGUCGCGUAUUGUACCAAAGCUCAAGCCAUUAAUACCAGCUAAAGUAAGUGGAUUAAGUAGGAAACUGUCACCUGUGCAAAAGAGAAAUCACUGUGAUGCUGAAAAUACACUGGGAUUGCAAGCCACCAUUAGUGAACUCUGGAAAAACUUCCAGUUUAAAAGAGAAUAUGAAAAACUUCCUUCUUGUAGAAAGUCAGAUCCAUUGUCUCCAAUCAAAGAUAAUAUACAGCUUACUCCAGAAACAGAAGAAGAAAUCUUUAAUCAUCUGGAACAUAGUCAUGUUCAGAGGGCUAUAUUCCAAUGACCUGUAUGCUGUGCAUAAUAGGGUGCAUUUUUUAUCAUUGCAAAAAUUUACCUGCUGGAUAUUUCAUACAUAUAGAAAAGAUUCUUUGAAAACCAACUAUAUUUUAGGCUGACUAGUGAUUUGUCAUCUUUUUUUAUAGAAGUGUGAAUUGAAAAGUACAGUUUUAUACUGACUGUAAUAAAAUCCUUCAGAUGCCUAUGUUCUCUUA